Molecule: messenger RNA, 369 nt
Organism: Drosophila grimshawi
Lineage: Eukaryota; Metazoa; Arthropoda; Insecta; Diptera; Drosophilidae
Exons: 1
Coding region: 67-300 (77 amino acids)
Source: RefSeq, a predicted model, not a curated record
AAAAUAUAUACAAAAUUUUGAUUUUAUUUGUUUGCCCCAAAUCCGUUGCGAGUGUCAUUUCCUCAAAUGGAGAACAAUAUGGAUGACGACACGCCCUUCAAUCCUUUCUAUAUUGGUCCAAAUCCGAGCAAGGCAUGCGCCAAUGAGGAAGUGCCGCCUCGUGAAUGCUCGCCGGACUGCAUCCCUGCUGCUGACAACAAAACUGCGGACCCCAACCCACCUACAUCAAGCACCGCUCAGGGAAACGAGACUUCAUCUUCACCGUGCAAACCAUAUAAUUGCAAUUAUCACAGCAACUAGUGGCUAUGGAGGACAUUACAAAUAACACAAUUUUGAAUAAACCACAGUCUUGAAUAAAGCAUCAAAUUG